This is a messenger RNA of Microcebus murinus (gray mouse lemur), 718 nucleotides long. Lineage: Eukaryota; Metazoa; Chordata; Mammalia; Primates; Cheirogaleidae. The record is from RefSeq and is a predicted model, not a curated record.
GUAGCUCAUAGCAACCUCAGACUUCUGGGCUCAAGGGAUCCUCCUGCCUCAGCCUCCCGAGUAGCUGGGCCUCCAGGUACCCAUCAUGACACUCAGCUGUCAGAGAGAAGAUUCUGAAUCUGAGCUGCUAAGUGAUGCCAGAGACAAGCUGGGUGGCCUUGUCAGCAACAGUGGGGCGGAAGUUAGUAGAUUCUGCAGCCUCUAUCACUCCUGCUUGCACGAGGGGGAAGUCUGUAAGGCCCUUGGUGGUCUGUGCAAGUCAUCGCACCCUCUUGCUGCCCACAGCACCAGUGUCGGAUGUGAUUCCCUAGGAGUUUCAGGGAAAGGAUUCUCAAAUGUGUCCAGAACCCAGAAAAGGUUGACUACUGUUUUAAUACUUAAUGUAUAUAUGGAUCUUGCAUCCCCGAAUCACCGUUUGAAAGAAAGCUACCUGGUGACCAGGAACACUGGUUUGAACUUUACAGUUUAUUACAGGAAAAGGAUACAGAGUGAAAUCAGCAAGGGGAGCAUUAUGCAGCGCACAGAGUUAGACAAUCUGCUCAGACCAGAUCAGACCAAGGCGCAGGGUGCUGGACAGAAACUCUGGCAGGGCGACUGGCUUCUUCACAUCCUCUGGAAGACGCAGUGCAACUGGCAGAAACCUCAAAGGUGCCGGGACGGAGGCGGCCUGGGAGUGGGCUUCUGGCAAACCUCCCAGUCAGCAGAUGGCUGGAGUUAA